AUGUCGAUACCGAUCCUUCAACGACAAGAAAGCGUGCUGGAUGAAAUGCAGAGGAAAACUGCGACACUGAGGCGCGUGUGCGAGUACUUUGGUCGUCAAGCUACAUUCACUUUUUUGAAUUGUGCAUCAGUCAUUUCUCAGACCAAGCUUAUUGAAGGCAUUUUGAAUGCUUUGGAGGUAGGGUAUUUGUUGGUGGUCGCAAUUUUUCGCAUUUUCAUUUCCAAGUUGGAAACUAUACAUACUCUUGGUUUGCACUCGAAAUUUCGAACUGAAACCUUCCAGUGUCACGCUCGACCAACUCUAACUGCUUUAAAUUCGGUUCUGAAAAGACUGCGGAAGCACUUCAUACUCAUUCUGGACGAAAUAGAUCAUCUGACGUCGAACACAAAUACCUUCUUAUAUGCCGCUUUCCAGUGGCCCCAGACAAUAACCAACAAAUUGAUUGUAAUAGGUAAAGGCUUAUUUAAUUUCGGUGGUACGAGAUUUUUCACCUUUUCUUACACAAUUUAUCUGUUCUUUGAUCCGCAUGCCGGUGUUGCAAAUUCAAUUGAUCUGACGGAACGACUGUUGCCCAAGCUAAGGCUAGGGCAGCCCCCUGAAACGCUGGUGUUCGCUCCUUAUACGAAAGACGAUAUAACGCAAAUUAUUAAAAGCAAGAUUGAGAAUGAAUCGGUAUGCGUUCUCAACUUCAACAUAAUGAUAAUUAAUCUCUCUAAGGAGGGCUGUAUGGACGGUGCGGCAGUUGAGCUGUGUUCAAGGAAGGUUGCAGCUAUGACAGGGGAUUUACGAACUGCCCUUCACGUUAUGAAACAGACUACGUAUGUGGAUAUUUAUCGAAUCAUAACGAAUAUUCUUUCGACUUUCAUAGAUGCGCAUGAGCCAUCAACGCCUCGAGGUUGCCGAGAAGUGCUGGGGGUGUUAAAUGGCGUUUUUUCAUCACCUCUGGCCAGAGCACGUCUACCUCUUCAACCGCGUCUUUUGCUUGCUGUUGCUGUCGUUCUCUCAUCGAACAAAAAGGUUCAAGAUACUGGCUCUCUUGGUUCUAUAACUAUGUCUUGUUUUGCAACCACUUCGAAUAUAUCAAGACAGUCUGAUAAAGCUCUUGAUGUCGUUUCUUUAACAAAUGCGUACCAUCGGGCAUGUGAUGUCGUCAAAGUGCCCCGAUUGGAAGGAGAGGAUUUGGACGCUGCUUUACAAAUUUUGGAAAGUCAAUCUUUCAUCGCACGAGCUCCUAGUGGAAAAUUGCUGUUACAGGUUAACGCUGCUACUGCAAAGCUAGCAAUCGCUGACAAUCAAUUGAUUGCUCAAGUUACGGGACUAAAUCUGUGA
Messenger RNA from Haemonchus placei, 1329 nucleotides. The record is from the annotation of a GenBank genome assembly. Lineage: Eukaryota; Metazoa; Nematoda; Chromadorea; Rhabditida; Trichostrongylidae.